This is a messenger RNA of Naegleria gruberi, 647 nucleotides long. RefSeq lists its product as uncharacterized. Bases 1 to 573 code for a protein of 190 amino acids. The record is from RefSeq and is a predicted model, not a curated record. Lineage: Eukaryota; Heterolobosea; Eutetramitea; Acrasida; Naegleriidae. The transcript has a single exon.
AUGAACGCACUUCUAUUGAGUGAUAAUGAUAAAGCAAAGAUGUUGCAUGCACUUGGCCCCCUUAUUCAGAGAUUGGAACAAAGAAAAUCUGUCAGAAUCCAAUGCUUUAAUCAAUCUCUGACAUUGAGUUCAAUUUUACAAAGUUUGAGUAGUUUAAUUGUUCGAUAUGUAUUUGAAGAAAAGUCAGUUGGACUUCUCCGAAACCUCAAUGUCAGUCUAGUUGGAAAAACCAUCUCUAAUGAAUUUGAAAAAUCUAGGUGGGAAAAUAUUAAGAAUGAAAUUCUUGAGGAUACUUAUUGGAAAGGAACGAUAGCAACAUUAAUUAGAGUUUGGUUAUUGUGCGAUCAUUGUUGUCGAUCCAUCAAUGCUGCCCUCAAUAUUGAUCCAAUUUCAAGUAUUUCAGAGCAAGACGAAAUGCCAACAACUUUUGAAUUGAGACAAGCAGUGAGAAACAACUUUUCGGAUGGAUUAAACCCAUAUUUUCAAGAUAAGGGAUUUUCUAUUCAAGACCUCAAUCAAAUGUUAAACACCCUUGAUCAAUUACAAAAUUAUUUAUCCAACCCUGUUAUUUGAAAAUACGUGUUUGUUAUUUUUCAUUGUUGUAAAAAAUCUAAACUGCUAAAAUAAAAAAAGUGAAACCUUCAUCG